Molecule: messenger RNA, 930 nt
Organism: Ilyonectria robusta
Lineage: Eukaryota; Fungi; Ascomycota; Sordariomycetes; Hypocreales; Nectriaceae
Product: Alpha/Beta hydrolase protein
Exons: 3
Coding region: 1-915 (304 amino acids)
Molecular function (GO): catalytic activity
Source: RefSeq, a predicted model, not a curated record
AUGCCUCGAUACAACAGCUCCUUCGACGGCGCACAGUUAUUUUAUCGAGAUCUUGUUCCAGCUAGCCAACCGCCACCUUUCGCUGCAAAUGAACAAUACGGAAACAAGCAGGACCUGACAUUUGUAUUCCUCCACCAGUGGCCUCUGUCAUCUCGCAUGUAUGAGCCAUUGCUACUGAAACUCUGCGAGACUUAUCGGUUCCGCUGUAUCGCCCCAGAUAGGCGUGGUUUUGGUCAGAGUGAUUGGUCAGGCCUGAAUCUGGAUGGAGAUAUCAACUAUGAUGUGUUCGCUAGUGACGUUGUUGACCUCUUAGAAAAGAUAAAACCUGGUCCAUUCAUAUUUGUGGGUGCCAGCAUGGGCACUGGGGAGACGCUGCUUGCCCAUUCCCUCAGCUCAUAUGUCAGAGCACAGUGCAAGGGAUUUGUGUGGAUUAGUACCUCGCUUCCACACCCUGUCUUAUCAACAGACUUUCCAAACGCGCCACCAAGAGAGCUGUGGGAUACCGUUCUCGCAUCCCUGCGAAGCCAUCGAUCGCAGUUUGUCUCUACAGGCUUUACUGGACCACUGGGGGUUGGUUCGGCAACGCAGGUCUCAGAAAAGGACAUUGAACUCUACGAGCGGAUUGUUGAUGCUGCGGAUGGGCUGGCGAUAGAGCGAGCCGUCCAAAUAUAUACUUCGGAGAACUUGACAGACCAGUUGGCGCAGUUCGCAAACAGCAGCGACGCUCCGCUUCUACUGGUCCAUGGCGGUAUGGAUGGUGGUGUGCCAAUCGAGGCAAGCGCUCAUCGAGUCAAGCAGUUGGUGCCCAGAGCCAAGGUGAUUGUGUAUGAAGACGGGGGACACGUCUUGGUUCUGUCCCACCCCGAGCAGCUUCUCCGAGAUAUUCUGGAAUUUGCCGACGCCGCGCGGAGUUAAAGUGGCGGAGUUGUG